Molecule: messenger RNA, 427 nt
Organism: Serpula lacrymans var. lacrymans S7.9
Lineage: Eukaryota; Fungi; Basidiomycota; Agaricomycetes; Boletales; Serpulaceae
Exons: 1
Coding region: 265-423 (52 amino acids)
Source: RefSeq, a predicted model, not a curated record
GACAACAGACACGUCACGCGUUACGAGCUACGCGUCAGACCAUCGCUGAUCUUGCUCAAUAAUCGUUCACUGGUUCAGUUUCACAGACAUGACCCUUGCAGAGCGCACAAAAACUUGGAUAUGUCAUAUUCUGCUUCUUCGUGCAAUAUGACAAACGCCAGACACGUCGAUACUCUGUGGCAGAAGCAAGAUCAAUCAUGAUUGUCAUAUGUCCGAUGUUAGGGCCCAGGUCGCGAUGAAGAUCGGAAACUGACCAGCUCAGCAAUGCCGCAUUGCAGACACGUCAGCCUUGGAUGUAAAAUUCAUCAGCAGUCGUUCAGAAAUCCCAAUUUCAAGUGGUCACAAGCGAGCGGUCUGCCGAAGACGACGCGUAUGUGGUGCAAGCUUCGAACCUCGGAAGCUGACUCGAGUCAUCGGCCGUAGUACU